Cavia porcellus (domestic guinea pig) is the source of this 5362-nucleotide messenger RNA. It is a transcript of the gene Mertk, whose product is annotated as MER proto-oncogene, tyrosine kinase. Gene Ontology annotation, cellular component: plasma membrane; signaling receptor complex. The record is from RefSeq and is a predicted model, not a curated record. The transcript is spliced from 19 exons. Gene Ontology annotation, molecular function: transmembrane receptor protein tyrosine kinase activity; protein binding; ATP binding. Bases 124 to 3111 code for a protein of 995 amino acids. Lineage: Eukaryota; Metazoa; Chordata; Mammalia; Rodentia; Caviidae. Gene Ontology annotation, biological process: multicellular organism development; positive regulation of kinase activity; cell migration.
GCGCCUCGGCCCUGCCACUCGGGCGCGUAGCUGCUGCCGCGCGCUCUGGUUCGGGACCUCCCUCCGCCCGCCCGUCCGUCCGUCCGUCCGUCCGCAGAGCACUUGCAGCCCUGCGGCCCCGCGAUGGGGCCGGCCCCUCUGCCGCUGCUGCUGGGGCUCUUGCUCCACGCGCUCCGGAGUGGAGUGAUUGCUGAAACCAGGGAAGAAACCAGACCCUCCCAAUCACUCCCAAGGAGCCUGCAAGUGGACCACAGGCCAUUUUCCUACCCUGACACCAGUGGGUACCAGCCUGCUUCGAUGCUGUCACCGACCCAGCCUGGAAGGCCACAUCCAGGAGACACGGCUGGCCCCCAGGCCACCUCUGCUGCAGCAAAGCUCCGACCACCUGUUGCAUUUAAUCACACAGUUGGACACAUAAUACUUUCUGAGCACAAAGAUGUCAAAUUUAAUUGCUCCAUCAAUAUACCUAAUAUGUACCAGGAAACUGAAAGUGUUUCCUGGUGGAAAGAUGGGAAGGAGUUGCGUGGAGCACAUAAUACAGUUACACAGUAUUAUCCCGAUAAUGAAGUCACGUCAAUCAUUGCAUCCUUCAGCAUAACCAGCGUGCAGCGCUCAGACAAUGGAUCGUACAUCUGUAAGAUGAAAGUGAACAAUAUCGAGAUUGUGUCUGACCCCAUCAACAUCGAGGUACAAGGACUUCCCUACUUCACUAAGCAGCCCGAGAGCCUCAAUGUCACCAGAAACACAGCCUUCAACCUCACCUGCCAUGCUGUGGGGCCCCCUGAGCCGGUCAACAUUUUCUGGGUUCGAAACAGCAGCCGCAUUAACGAGCGGGCUGAAACAUCUCCCUCUGUUCUAACUGUCCGGGGUCUCACAGAGACGGCGAUCUUCAGUUGCGAGGCCCACAAUGACAAAGGACUGACCGUGUCCAAGGGUGUGCAGGUCAACAUCAAAGCGAUUCCCUCCCCACCAACCGAAGUCCACAUCCACAACAGUUCGGCGCACAGCAUUCUGGUCUCCUGGGUCCCUGGUUUUGAUGGCUACUCCCCAUUCAGGAACUGCAGCAUUCAGGUCAAGGAAGCUGAUCCUCUGAGUAACGGCUCAGUCAUGAUUUUUAACACCUCGGCUUCACCACAUCUGUAUCAAAUCCAGCAGCUGCAAGCCCUGGCCAAUUACAGCAUCAGUGUGUCCUGUAUGAACGAAAUUGGCUGGUCCGCACUGAGCCCGUGGAUUCUGGCCAGCACCACGGAGGGAGCUCCAUCCACAGCACCUUUAAAUGUCACUGUGUUUCUGAACGAGUCUACUAAUAAGGUGGAUGUCAGAUGGAUGCAGCCUCCAAUCAGGCAGCAGGAUGGGGAGCUGGUGGGCUACCGGAUAGCUCACUCGUGGCAGAGUGACAGCACUUCUAAAGAACUCUCUGAAGAAGUCGGCCGAAACAGCAGCCGGGCUCAGCUUUCUGUCCAAGUCUACAAUGCCACGUUCUCAGUGAGGAUUGCAGCUGUCACUAAAGGAGGAGUUGGGCCUUUCAGCGACCCGGUGAAGAUAUUCAUCCCUGUGCAGGGUGGGGUAGACUCUGCCCCAUCAUCAACGCCAGCACCAGGCAGCCCCGAGCCUGUGCUCAUCAUCCUCGGCUGUUUCUGUGCAUUCGUUUUGAUUGGGUUGAUUUUAUACAUUUCCCUGGCAAUCAAAAGAAGAGUGCAGGAGACAAAGUUUGGGACUGCAUUCACAGAGGAGGAUUCUGAAUUAGUUGUAAAUUAUAUAGCCAAGAAGUCCUACUGUCGACGAGCUAUUGAACUUACCUUACACAGCUUGGGAGUUAGUGAGGAACUGCAAAAUAAACUAGAAGAUGUCGUGAUUGACAGGAAUCUUCUAAUGCUUGGAAAAAUUCUGGGGGAAGGAGAGUUCGGGUCUGUGAUGGAAGGAAAUCUGAAACAGCAAGACGGGACCUCUCAGAAGGUGGCGGUGAAGACCAUGAAGUUGAACAACUUCUCACAGCGGGAGAUCGAAGAGUUUCUCAGUGAGGCAGCGUGCAUGAAAGACUUCAGCCACCCUAACGUCAUCCGACUUCUAGGCGUGUGUAUCGAAAUGAGCUCUCAGGGCAUCCCGAAGCCCAUGGUGAUUUUACCCUUCAUGAAAUACGGGGACCUGCACACCUACUUACUGUACUCCCGGCUGGAGACGGGACCAAAGCAUAUUCCCCUGCAGACGCUGUUGAGGUUCAUGGUGGACAUUGCACUGGGAAUGGAGUAUCUCAGCAACAGGAGUUUUCUGCAUCGGGACUUAGCUGCUCGGAACUGCAUGUUGCGUGAUGACAUGACUGUCUGUGUGGCCGACUUCGGCCUCUCCAAGAAGAUUUACAGCGGCGAUUACUACCGCCAAGGCCGCAUUGCAAAGAUGCCUGUCAAGUGGAUUGCCAUCGAGAGUCUCGCAGACCGAGUCUACACAAGUAAAAGCGACGUGUGGGCAUUUGGCGUGACCAUGUGGGAAAUAGCGACACGGGGAAUGACCCCCUAUCCGGGAGUCCAGAACCAUGAGAUGUAUGACUACCUUCUCCACGGCCACAGGCUGAAGCAGCCCGAGGACUGCCUGGAUGAACUGUACGAAAUCAUGUUCUCCUGCUGGAGCGCGGACCCCUUGGACCGACCCACCUUCUCGGUGCUGAGGCUGCAGCUGGAGAAGCUCUUGGAGAGCCUGCCUGACUCCCAGGACAAAGCGGCCGUCAUCUACAUGAACACCCCGCUGCCCGAGGGCUGCGACGGCUUGGCAGAGGGCCUGGCGCUUGCUCAGCUGGACAUGAACAUCGACCCCGACUCCAUCAUUGCGUCCUGCGCUCCCGGUGCCACGGUCAGCGUGGUCAAGGCGGAGGUCCAUGAGAGUCAACCUCAGGAGGAGCGGUACAUCCUGAAUGCAGGCGGCGAGGACUGGGAUGACCAGGCUGCUGCUCCCUCUCCUACGGUGCCCGGGGCAAAGAACAGGGUUUGCCCGGAGGACCUACUGGGGCGGAAUGGGGUCUCCUGGUCCCGCUGCAGCACGCUGCCCGCGGGGAACUCAGCCCCCGACGAUAUUUUGUUUGCAGAUGACUCCCCGGAAGAGUCAGAAAUCCUGUUGUGAGCCAAGCCAAGGGACAAUGUGCCAAGGCCAAGUGUGUUCCUCUGCCUCAGGAGGGUUCCGCUCUGCUUGGUGUUUCUAUCUGAACUUCAGUUGAGCCCAGGGCCUUUGUACUAAGCUGCAUUCCCAGCCCCAGCUCGCCUUCUUUUUGAGAAAGGGUCUUGCUAAAUUGCCCAGGCAGGACUGAAACUUUGGAUCCUCCUUCCUCAAUUUCCCAAAGUCCUGGGAUUACAAGUGUGUGUCCCCAGCCCAGCUGCUUGAUGUUCCUAGUACAGUAUUUGUUUUGUAAGCUCAGUAAAUUCCAUGGCCCCAGAGCACCAGCUGAAUGUUGUCAAGUAAGUCUUCAUUACAAACAAAUAACAGAGCUGAGGGUGUAGCUCAGUGGUGGAGCCCGUGCUUCCCCCGCGCCAUUAAAAAAUAAAAAUACAUAAUAUAUUUAUUUAAGGAGAAAAAACUAUAUGUAUAUAGUGGAAAGAGACAGAGAUAUUGUAUUUUAAUAAAAGGUGACCUAUUUAACUUACCUUGCAGGACUAUGCUAUUCCUCAGUGCUAACAGUUGUACAAAGUUGUUUUUUUCUUUUUUAAGUUCUUGUUCAUCGCUGUUAAAUAUGAAGAUAUUUGUAAAAUGAAAUGCCACAUUUUACCUCAUUCCUGGUGAGGAGGUAAGAUGUGCCUUAGUGAAUCGUGGGUUCAUAGCAGUGGUUCACUUAAUGUGUAAAGUUUUAUACUUGACUAACUUUCUGAUGACUUCCUAAUAAAAUAUGAAUGAGAGGGUGUCGAACGUUCUCCCAGCUCAGAACAACAGUGGUCCAGCAGCCUGGGCGCUGGACCCAAGGCUUUGCCAAGCUCUCCCUGCAUGGCUGGUUCUCACCCCGACCCUUCUCGGUGCUGCUUUUUUAGAGAAUUGGAAAAACCACCCAAGGAUCUGUAGCUGAGAAGUAAACAACACCAAGGGACUGAAAAAUAUAAUCUGAAGCCAGGCAUGGUGGCGCAUGCCUAUAAUCCCAGUACUUGGGAGGCUGAGGCAGGAGGAUUCACUGUGAGUUCCAGGCCAGUUCAAGGCUAGUUCAAGUGAGUUCAAGGCUAACCUGAGCUGCACAGUGGAAUCGUGUCUCAAAAAAAAAAAAAAAUAUAUAUAUAUAUAUAUAUAUAUAUAUAUUCUGAUUGGAAAGAUUUAUAGUCAGCUAUAAGAGAGAGUACGACUUUGGCAGAGAAGGGCACAGCCCCUGCAGUUCACACCCUACCCUCCUGUUUCAUUAGUUAAGGACUUGUCAUGUCUCGAGUGUGUUAUAUGAGCUGUCCCAUUUCACCUGUGGGUCACUGUACCACGAGUGGCCGUGCUCUUGGCAUGGCUGAGCCAGGAUCACGGCCCAUAUCUGGACCUACAGUAGAGUCAGAGAGUGGUAGAGCAUUUCAUUAAGCGUCUGUUUGGAGGUUGCACUAGUUAGCUUCUCUUUACUAUGCCCAAUUACUAAGGCGGAUAAGUUAAAGGUUUACAUGACUCAAAAUCUGGAGAUUCCAAUCCAUAUCAGGUGGCCCCUGGCUGGGCCUCCGAUGAGGUUGGCAGGUGACCAUAUCAGUGUGAGCUCCUGUCAUAGUAAGUGCUCACAUUGCUUCCCAGGAAGCAGAGAGGACAGGUCAGGGUCACACAAUCCCUUGGGGUACCCCCAGCAACUGAGGGCCUCCUCAAGCCCCCAUGCUGUUCUCUGUAAGACGCUCAUCCACCCCUUAGCAGGGGUCUCGCGCAGAGCUGCUUGACUUCCUCGUUUUAUUUAAUAAACGUACCAUUUACCACGUGCCAGUCAUAACAAGUCUCCCAGAUAGGUACUACUCUUAUCCCCACUCCGCAGAUGGGUACACAGAGGCUGGAUGAACCAUCUUACUGUAGGACAGAGGACCAUGGCAGUGAGUUGAAGUGUUACCUGUUGAGGGUCACUGGCAUCCUUGGAACCGAGUGUUACCACAGGGAUCACCCAGGGUUCCAGGCCUACAUAGGGCUCAGAGACACUGCCCUGGUCUUGGUCUGGUCCAGAGCCCAGUCUCCAGGGCAGGCACCUCUUCUGAUACUGUGAAAUAGUCCGGGAGAAAUUGUUCCUGGGUUUGGAAAGGGUCAGCACAGUUCCAAUAAAUGCCAGCAUUACAUUUUGUCAGUGAAAGACAAAGCAAAGCUCACCAGGUCCUGUAAAGAUGAUUUAUGCUGUCAAAAAUGUUUAAAUCGUCGGUUCUAAACAUCAAUAAAACUUUUUCAUCACCUA